AUGGAGGCUGCCAUCCGCGCUUACUCUUGGCGCCGCCUCCUCUGCCUUGCUGAGCCGAUCUAUCAGGAGCUCCUCUGGGAGUUCUAUUCCACCUUCGAGCACUUCCAGACCCACAAGGGCGCGCACGGCAACGCCAUUCAGUUUCGACUUGGCAGGGUGUCUUACUCCCUUAGCUAUGAUGACUUCGGUCGGGCAUUGGGGCUCCUUCCACCAUUCGCCUGCCACCUGGCCAUCGAAGAGCCCGACAGUCCCAUCUUUCGGGACCUGCAAUUCUUCGAGAGGAUCUGCCUCCUAGAGUUCGCAGGCAUGUGUUCACACCGGGCUACACCACGGCUACUCAGCUGCACCCAGAGUGGCACAUCCUCAACCAGCUGUUGGGGAAAUCGAACACCACCAGCGAUGGCUCCACCAGUCAUCUUCAGCUUCGCACCUUGCACUGCCUGCACUCCAUCAGCCAGGAGGAAGACAAUCUUCAUUUGUUCUCUCCAUCGCCAGGACGGUCGGCAAGGCUUCUCGCUGUGGUCGUGCUCUGGCUUGUGGGCCGGUAGUCACUGCCCUGGCCCGGUACUUCAACAUCGACCUCUCCGGGUUCACUGUCAUCCUCCCACCCCGACACCCUUCUCCAAGGACACCCUCCGGCGCCAACUGAUACUACUGCGGGACGGGGACGUGACCUGGAUCCGCGGGCUUCCUCGUCCUGUUCCUCGUGCACCAGAGGCCGAGGAUAUCCCCGAGGCGAGCGAUGUUGCCGCUCGUCGGACCACUCGUUGGACCAAUCGUCGGACCACGCCUUCUGCAGCUAGUGCAUCCACUUCUGCUGCCGGCCAGUUUGCUGCUGCACCCACCUCCUACAUUGCUGAGCAGCUGGCAAGCAUUUCUCGCCAGAACGAGCAUAUCCUUGCUGGCCAGGAGCACAUCAACGCCCGACUCGACCGUGAGCAUUACAUGAUGAGCUACUGGAACAUGGACCAUGCUGAUGUUAGCUACCCUUGGGAGGCUUCCUCGGGGCAUGAGGAUUUCUACCCGCAUCGCACUGGCGACGGAGGCGAUGAGAACUAA
Linum trigynum is the source of this 1059-nucleotide messenger RNA. NCBI's taxonomy places the organism in Eukaryota, Viridiplantae, Streptophyta, Magnoliopsida, Malpighiales, Linaceae. The record is from the annotation of a GenBank genome assembly.